Spodoptera frugiperda (fall armyworm) is the source of this 939-nucleotide messenger RNA. Its product is annotated as lipase member H-like. The record is from RefSeq and is a predicted model, not a curated record. Bases 1 to 921 code for a protein of 306 amino acids. Gene Ontology annotation, molecular function: lipase activity. The transcript is spliced from 2 exons. Lineage: Eukaryota; Metazoa; Arthropoda; Insecta; Lepidoptera; Noctuidae.
AUGUUUAGCAAUAAAAUGGACGGGCACAUUAAGGACAUAUGUUGCAAAGGCCCAGUUAACAGAAACCAGUCUUUGGACGUCAGUAAAAUCGAAGUCGACUUUUACGACUUUGAAAGGGGCAUAAGCAAAGCUUUUCCGAUAGACAAGGCUGCUAAAGGAAUCCUCUCUAUUGACAAACUUGACAAAAACAAGAUGUUCUACAUGUUCGUCAGUGGAUUUGCAACGAACAUCAACUGUACAACCGUAGACUUAGUUAGAAGAACCUUUAAAAAUGUCCCCAACAGUUAUCUAAUUCUCAUCGACCAUUCAGCCUACACCAACGAUACUACUGGCCGAAAAAUUAGUUACGAAAGAUCCGUCCAACACGUCCAUUCCAUCGGAGUCAAAGUGGCCCAAAUGUUGGUUGAACUCAAUCAAGCAGGAAUUAAUGCUUCACAUAUCCACGCCAUUGGCCAUAGCUUGGGUGGCCAAAUAUUGGGCCAUAUUGGUGCAAAUUUCAACAAAGCUACUGGUUAUAAUAUUAGUAGGAUAACAGCAUUGGACCCUGCUGGCCCUUGUUUCACCAACAGUUUGAAGGAGGAACAGGUGAGGGCAGGUGUAGCGGACUAUGUUGAAGUAUAUCAUUGUGAUGAUGGUGGGUUGGGGACAUCCAGUGUUUUGGGUGACAUAGACUUCUACAUGAAUGAAGGUAGAAAGCAGCCAAACUGUACGUUUCCUAGGAUAAGUCGAUGCAGUCAUCAUGCCUGUGUAACAAUGUGGAUGGCGUCAGUUGCCCAUCGCUUCCCGGCUAUACAGUGUAACGAUUAUAAACUGUUUAAAGAAAACAAGUGCUCAAACAACAAAACAACUACUGCGGGCUUCUGGAAUCCUGGUACUGCGAAAGGAGUUUAUUACUUCUCGACUGAAGGAUACGAAUUUUAGAUAUAAAAUUACGAGUAA